UGAAGACUGCUUUGGCAAUCAGCUGUUUGUCAACUUUAACUUGCUCCACUUACAAAUUUUUCUCACAUUUGAACAAAAUUUUUCUUGUAUUUACAAAACCUAGCCAAAAGCAAAGUCAUGGCCGGACGUGAAGCCGUAAGAAAAGCUGUACAGCAAGUGCGUCCCAUCUUGUCGGUGGAUCGGGAUGAGGCGCGCAAACGUGCGCUCAAUCUGUACAAAGCUUGGUAUCGGCAAAUUCCAUACAUUGUUAUGGAUUAUGACAUCCCAAAGUCGGUACAACAAUGCCGCGCUAAACUGCGGGAAGAAUUUGAGAAACAUCGCAACGUGACGGAUGUGCGUGUCAUUGAUAUCCUAGUGAUAAAGGGUCAAAUGGAGCUGAAGGAGACAGUCGAAAUCUGGAAGCAAAAGGGUCACAUAAUGCGUUACUGGAAGGAGAGCCAAGAUCCCAAACCAACCGAUUUCUUGUCGAAAUUCUUGCAAGGAGUUAAUUGAAGUUUUAAUUAAUUUAUAAAUAUUUAAGAAAUUGUCCAACGCGCUACCCAAGAUUGUUAUUAACACAAUAAAUUGUCAGAACUGCGAAGCAAAUAGUGAUAAUUUUAAAUAAAAUUAUUUAAAAAAACUCGUAAAGUAUUUUUUUGUUUAUUUCUUAUCUGAAAUUCGAGAUUAAUAGGUAAUAGAAAAUUAAACUUAAAAAAUUAAAACGAUUUUGUUCAAGCUACAUUUCGCAUUAACGCACAUGUUGCUUCAAGCAACUGCAUAUUUCAAAAGCGAUAGCUGACAACUUAAGUAUCAACUUGCAUAAUUUAAUUAGUGAAUUUUUUUCGAUUAUUCGUACGAAUGUAAAUUUGAGGAAUUUUUAUAAAUACUAAAGUAAAAUACUUUAACAAUUCUCUUUUUUUAAGGUUAAUGCUUUUAAGUCCUUGGGAAUAUUUCUGAAACAUUUAUCUUAUUUAACAAUUUAAAAUCUCAAAUUUAUUU
Rhagoletis zephyria (snowberry fruit fly) is the source of this 978-nucleotide messenger RNA. RefSeq names its product NADH dehydrogenase (ubiquinone) B14 subunit (gene ND-B14). Gene Ontology annotation, cellular component: respiratory chain complex I. Gene Ontology annotation, biological process: response to oxidative stress. The record is from RefSeq and is a predicted model, not a curated record. NCBI's taxonomy places the organism in Eukaryota, Metazoa, Arthropoda, Insecta, Diptera, Tephritidae.